UGCUCCACUUUUGAGGCGCUCACAUUCAGUUCCUCUCCGUACUGAGGGCAAGUGGAGAUAUCGGCGUUUUAUCAACCCGCGAACCCACAAUCGUGAGGAACGAGGGUAAAAAAAAAAGCCCUCUCUAGUCUUUUACCUUCAUUGCGACACCUAAAGAACUGCACCGGGAUGUGUUUUUUUCUGAUGAGACGACGGAUUGUGGAUUAACAUCAGUCUUAAAAACUGCAUUAGGGAAAUCAUAUGCUGUUUUACUCUGCGAAAUAGUUGGACCGAAUCAUGUCGCUGUCACAAAUGUUUCUUGCUUGAGCUUUUCCUUCGUUUGGAUUGUAUUUUUUCCCUCCUCCCGCCGUCAUUAGUGGGAGACGCACUCUGGAAAUGUAGGAAAUGGGAAAGAGUAUUGGAAAUAGAUCUUCAUGCAGGAUAUAGACCAACCGCUGCACCAGGCUUGAUUUAUCUGUGGACAACCUGCCGCAAAUGCCUCCCCCACCCCUGCCCCGCACGUAGCCAGGAUGGAAAGGUACAUCGUCAAUAGGAUGGGACCUGAUGAAUAGCUGGAUGUUGCUCGGAUCUGUAUUUAAAUCCAUGUGGGAAUACUUGCCAAGAUUUUUGACAGCUUCGCUCUCGGAACGUCCGGCAUCUUGGGUUUGAUCGUUUCUUUCGUGCGAGUGGAUAUAAAUUAGUACGACCGCUCUUAGCGGGACUAGCGUGAACAUGCCCUUCCAACAGCCAAACCGCCUCUGGAGGGCCAUGUGUCCGCGGCUAGGCCUCAGCCCUAGCCUGGAUCUGCCAUUCUUGUGUUGGAUAUUAGGCUUGGCCCUGCACGCCCAGCUGGCGGCCUCACAAAAACUGGACGAAACGGACCCCGUUGUCACUACAACUUACGGCAAACUGCGAGGAUUCAAAAAAGAACUCAACAAUGAGAUCUUGGGUCCUGUCAUCCAGUUCCUGGGCGUCCCCUACGCAGCACCUCCCACUGGCGAAAGGCGUUUCCAACCGCCCGAGCCGCCUAUUUCGUGGUCAGAUAUCCGUAACGCAACUCAGUUUGGCCCCGUUUGUCCCCAAACCCUGCUGGAGGGCAGGCUACCGGACGUUAUGCUGCCUGUUUGGUUCACCAACAGUAUUGAAGUGGUGUCGUCCUACGUACAGGACCAGAGCGAGGACUGCUUAUUCUUAAACAUAUACGUGCCAACGGAGGAUGUAAAAAGAAUAUCCAAGGAAUGUGCCAGAAAACCCGGCAAGAAAAUUUGUAGAAAAGGAGGUCCACUUUCAAAGAAACAGAAUGAUGAUUUAGCUGAUAAUGACGGUGCUGAGGAUGAAGACAUUCGUGAAAGCGGGAGUCCCAAACCGGUGAUGGUUUUCAUUCAUGGAGGAUCGUACAUGGAAGGAACAGGAAAUAUGUUCGACGGAAGCAUCUUGGCCAGUUACGGCAACGUCAUCGUCAUAACCGUAAACUAUCGGCUUGGUGUGCUCGGUUUUCUGAGCACAGGAGACCAGGCAGCCAAGGGAAACUAUGGACUUCUUGAUCAAAUCCAGGCCCUGCGCUGGACGAGUGAAAACAUUGCGUUCUUUGGGGGUGACCCUUUACGCAUUACUGUUUUUGGCUCUGGGGCCGGGGCCUCAUGUGUCAACCUGCUGACUCUUUCCCAUUAUUCUGAAGGUCUUUUCCAAAGGGCCAUAGCCCAAAGUGGCACAGCCUUGUCCAGCUGGGCUGUCAGCUUUCAGCCAGCCAAGUAUGCCCGCAUGCUGGCCAAAAAGGUGGGAUGCAACCUCAGAGAUACAGUGGAGAUGGUAGAGUGCCUAAGAAAAAAACACUACAAAGAACUAGUGGAGCAGGACAUUCAGCCUGCUCGCUACCACAUCGCCUUUGGACCCGUCAUUGAUGGCGAUGUCAUCCCCGACGACCCUCAAAUCCUCAUGGAGCAAGGGGAGUUCCUCAACUAUGACAUCAUGCUGGGCGUCAACCAAGGCGAGGGGCUGAAGUUUGUGGAACUCAUUGUGGACAACGAGAACGGAGUUCAAGCCAACGAUUUCGACUACGCCGUGUCGAGUUUUGUGGAUGAUUUAUACGGUUACCCCGAGGGGAAAGACAUCCUGCGGGAGACCAUUAAGUUUAUGUACACUGACUGGGCUGACCGCCACAACCCGGAGACCAGAAGAAAGACCCUGCUGGCGCUCUUCACUGAUCAUCAGUGGGUGGCACCAGCGGUGGCAACAGCAGACCUCCACUCCAGCUUUGGCUCGCCUACUUAUUUCUACGCCUUCUACCAUCACUGCCAGACAGAGCAGGUGCCACCCUGGGCUGAUGCGGCACAUGGCGAUGAGAUCCCAUAUGUGUUUGGGCUGCCCAUGAUUGGUCCAACUGAGCUUUUCCCCUGUAACUUCUCCAAAAACGAUGUGAUGCUUAGUGCAGUGGUAAUGACCUACUGGACCAACUUUGCCAAGACCGGUGACCCCAACCAGCCAGUUCCACAGGACACCAAGUUCAUCCACACCAAGCCUAACCGCUUUGAAGAGGUGGCCUGGACGCGUUACAACCAAAAGGACCAGCUGUACUUGCACAUCGGCUUGAAGCCCCGUGUCAAGGAGCAUUACCGUGCCAAUAAGGUCAACUUAUGGCUGGAGCUGGUGCCUCAUCUCCACACCCUCAACGAGGUCACCCAGAUCAUUUCCACAACCACUAAGUUGCCUCCACCUGAGGUCACUCCCCGUACACCAAAGAAAAUCCCAGUCAACACCAAAAGACCCUACCCUACACCAUUUCCCACUGAAACACAAGAGAACCACAACCAGAACCAGAACCAGAACCAACCCUUCCUAGAGAACCAGCGGGACUACUCCACCGAACUCAGCGUCACGAUUGCCGUCGGUGCCUCGUUGCUCUUCCUCAACAUACUGGCAUUUGCCGCGCUCUACUACAAAAAGGAUAAGAGAAGGCACGAGGUCCACAGGCGUUGCAGCCCACAGAGGACCACUGCCAACGAGCUGCCCCAUACGCAAGAAGAGGAGAUCAUGUCUCUACAAAUGAAACACAGCGACUUGGAGCGGGAGUGCCGGGAGGCCAUGCACCCGCACGAGGUGGUCCUGAGAACUUCCUGCCCACCCGAUUACACGCUCGCCAUGCGCCGUUCGCCGGACGACAUCCCUCUCAUGACCCCGAACACCAUCACUAUGAUACCCAACAGCAUGCCAGGCCUCACCUCCUUACACCCCUUCAACAGUUACUCCAGUGGACAGAAUAACACCCUUCCCCAUCCACACCCUCAUUCACACUCCACCACUAGAGUAUAGCCACACACACACACAUGCUCACACACUUACACACACACAUACACUCCCGCAGAUGUGGAGUUCGAGUGUGACGAAGAACGGAGGGGGUAGCACUGGGGUGAGGAAAAUCUUUACUCCCGAUGCUCACAGGAAAUAACAAUGUGGAUUUUGUUCCUCGAGAGCAAAACUAUCGUUUUAUAUUAAAGGCAAAAACAAAAGGACAAAAAAACCUAUUUCUGAUGUAAUGAAAAACAAACAGAGGUGAUUUUUUACCCUUAUAUUGUGACAAAACCAGGGCCGUUUCCUGGGAACAACUAUCAGUCUGGGAUUCUUUGAGGAAUGGUUUGAUUCGGUUACCCGGAGAGGAAACGACGGAAGCACAGAAGAGAUGACGUGUGGGAGGCCCUUUGUAAACAAAAGGAAACAUAUUGUUUUCCCGGGGCGCUGGAUUGUAGAUUACUCUCUUCAGAGCAGACGGGAGAUGCUGCUUACCUAAUUUAGGCAUGCGUUCUCCUUCUGGUGGAGAAUGUGGAAUACUAUGGGAGAAAGGAGAGAAUGAGAAAUCCUCAAGAAUAUGCACAAUAGAGACAUUCGCUGAAUGUCUUUGAAUUCUUUUUGUCAAUUUAUUUUUGGGGGAACAAUUUUAUUGUAUAGGACGUAUUUACAUAUCUAGAUAUGUACACAAAGCACCCAUGCUCUUUAAGCCCUGGCUGGGGGCGUUGAUACUGAGGAAUCUGCCUCAAGAGCGUAGCGGGGAAUUUAUUGGCUUCCUGGCAGAUACAGCUUCAUCACACAAGUGCUGUCUAUACUGAAACUGGUGGACUCAAAGGGAGGCUGGAUAUUUUUAGCACGACGCGCAUGACAAUUUAUCUGCUUGGUGGCUGUUCUGCUGAUUAAGUCAUUAUUUAAAACAACAACAAAAAAAAUUCAUUUUCUUCCCCAUUUGGAUUUGUUUAAGGAAUACUGCUCACUGGAGGAAUUGGAAUAUGCUGACGAGGGUGGACAUGGUGGGUUCUGAACACGCUUAUGGGAAGGGGUGGGGAUACGCUAACUAGAUUGCGUUCGCAAAUAGCUUGAGUGAACCUGGUUAUAAGGACUAGUUUUGUACAUGUGUGUUGGUAAAACUUUUUAAUAGUGGUGAAUCACUUGUUGUUUGAGCUCCCCUGUGUGGGACAUUAAUGUACGGUUUGAUUUGCUCAUUGGUCUCAGUUAUAAUAUGUUGUUUUGUUAUUUUUUUAAGUUCAUUUUCACCUCUUGCUAAUAGUCAGACCACCCUACCUUAGGAAAAUUUCUUACCUGUAAUGUUUGAUUCUCAUUUCUUUGUUUUCUGUGCUUUAUGAGGCAGUCCCCCACGCAGCUUUGAACAACCAGUGACCAACGCAGGGAUUUAUUCUAUGCGACUUGGAGACUUGCGUUGGUAUCCUCUCAUCCAGAACUUUCUGUGAUUCUCCUGAAUGAUCAUGACGAAUGAAUCCCACACUGGAGACAGGAAGGCCCCUGAUGAAAGAGUGUAUUAGGGGGGCUUCUGAUGUUACGAAGCCCUUGAUCAUACCGCUUAAAGCUAGCUAUAGAAAGAAAGAAAGAAAGAAAGCAGAAAGAGAAACUUUUGUCAUUUCUUACCCAGAGAUAAGUGCUCAAUGCUAAAAGCCAGUUUCACCUGCAAAUCUCUAAGUAAUUGCUGGUUUUAUCCAUCCUUGAUUAUUUUACUUUUCUCAAAGCCUUGUUACGUAAUAUCCUACAAUCCUACAUGCUAAUGAUCGACGCCAGCGAAUCCCAGGCUAAAGACGGGAGAACCCCUGAUGAGACCGUUCAUUACUGGGCCUUCUGAUCUUAAGAGGCCAUUGAAGCUAGCUAGAGAAAGGGAAUGGAGAAAGGAUCAUGAUUAAUUUUCUCAGAGCCUCGUUGCAUUACAUACUACAUGCUAAAAAGUUCUGGGACGCUAACCCGUUGUUCCCUUUCUGUGGAUAGUUGUUUCAGGGUGACAGUUCCUGUGGUGACAGUCCCUUUUUACCACUGGGAAAUUUGAUUGAACACAAACACCAGUGAAAGGGAAACUUCUACAUAUUAUUUUCUCAGCAUGUAGCGUAUGAUUAGAGAAAAACAGCAAUUGAUUGGUGAUUUGGUUCUCCCAGAUCAGAAGUCCUCUUCUUUGCUUUUGUGCUAAAGCUGUUUCUUAACCAGACAGGACAUGAUGGUAAAACGGUCAAAGCUAUCUUUUUAUUUCCCUUAGUUCUGUCCUAGCCAGGACAUUUUGACAUUCAUUUCCGAAAUCCUGCUCCACAUAGCUAAAUAUUAAAAAUCAAAUAUGUUUUGAUUGGCUGAGUUCACACAAAAUCACUUUUGCAUAUGGAGUAACAAGCAAAAUGAGAGACAUUAGAAGCCAUUUUACUGGCAGUACAGCCUUUCACAUCUCAAGGUAAUUAAUUAAUAGUUGGUGUGGAAAACAUGGAGGUCAAACACAGGCUGUUGGGAGUGAAUACUUGAGCCCUGGUGAAUAGCUAGUGGCAAAGAACUAAUGAGGGACGAGGGAAGCCAAGGAAGGGAACAAGAUUGAAAGAAUCGUGCUGCUCUUCUCCUGAUCAGCCAACUCGUGACACACAUUGUCCCCUACAACAUGUUCCCGUUCAGAACACAGUCUCCUCUGGGCUUUUACUCUCUGUUCCGCCUUCACCUAUGACAACUCGGCGCAGUACAAACGGGCCAGAGAGAGCAUCGCUGCUCUGUAUGCCAGUCCCCAUCUGCAGGUAUGCAUAUGCAAAGUCAGCCUGCCCAUGUGUCCCCCUGCAAAGGAAGCUCCUUUGAACGAUAUUAAAAUUUAAUGAACCGUAAGCCGGUGGGGCGCUCGGAGGAUUCAUCUUGUGCAUGCACAUGUACCAAGGAGAGAGAUGGGAUUCAUCUGUAAUUGCGAAGAUCUCCACAGCUCAGUAUGUUUCUUCACACAUAUGCACAUAUACUCGCAUACACACAUGCCAGGACAAGCCUUGUAACUGAAUGUAAUGCAAGACUGAGGGCCAUUUUCUUACAAACAGCAACCAAAUUUCAUUAUGUGUUUAUUUUCUACUGGCUGACCUUGAAAGAAGAUCAAAAUGGCUGUUGAGAACUACAGAGGGUUGUUGUGAUGUAGAUUAUUUGUCAUUUUGUCUUUCUUUCUGGUUAAAUAGGAUUUAAUCUUCUGGAGCACAAUAAAUGAUUUUAUCAAGCUCAA
This is a messenger RNA of Labeo rohita (rohu), 6472 nucleotides long. It is a transcript of the gene nlgn1, whose product is annotated as neuroligin 1. Gene Ontology annotation, cellular component: synapse; postsynaptic specialization membrane; cell surface. The record is from RefSeq and is a predicted model, not a curated record. NCBI's taxonomy places the organism in Eukaryota, Metazoa, Chordata, Actinopteri, Cypriniformes, Cyprinidae. Gene Ontology annotation, molecular function: neurexin family protein binding; signaling receptor activity. Gene Ontology annotation, biological process: postsynaptic membrane assembly; synaptic vesicle endocytosis; modulation of chemical synaptic transmission.